This is a messenger RNA of Ochotona princeps (American pika), 1367 nucleotides long. RefSeq names its product arylacetamide deacetylase-like. The coding region runs from base 113 to 1312 and encodes 399 amino acids. Gene Ontology annotation, molecular function: carboxylic ester hydrolase activity. Gene Ontology annotation, cellular component: membrane. The transcript has 5 exons. NCBI's taxonomy places the organism in Eukaryota, Metazoa, Chordata, Mammalia, Lagomorpha, Ochotonidae. The record is from RefSeq and is a predicted model, not a curated record.
CAGGAAGUUAUGCAGUGGUACAUGAGGAAGCUCAAGACACACAAUGAAAAUUCAACAUCUGAAUGACUCAAAAGUGAACUUGCCAAAUUAGAAGGAGGAGAAGAGAACCACCAUGGGAAAAAAGAUCAUUUUGCUUCUGACUGUCGGGGUCCUCGCAUCCUACUAUGUUUACACUCCUCUCCCUGAUAAUAUCGAGGAACCAUGGAAAGUGAUGUGGAUGAUCACAGUCUCAAAAUCGAUAACAAAUUUGUUUAUGUUUGCAGAAUUCUUAGGAAUCAGCCACUUAAUGAACACUGUAAUGUUUUUCAUUGUUCUUAUCGAAGUUCCACCCACAUCUGAUGAAAAUGUCACCGUGACAGACACAAUGUUCAACAACAUUCCUGUCCGCGUGUAUGUGCCCAAACGCCAGUCUCAAUCACUGAGGAGAGGCUUGUUUUUCAUUCACGGUGGUGGUUGGUGUUUGGGGAGUGCUGCUAUGUCUUCUUAUGAUUUUCUCUCAAGACACACAGCCAAUAGACUUGAUGCUGUUGUCAUUUCAACCAACUACAGGCUAGCACCUAAACACCACUUCCCAACUCAAUUUGAGGAUGUUUAUGCUGCAUUAAGCUGGUUCUUAAGCCCAGAUGUUCUUGAAGAAUAUGGUGUAGAUCCUACUAGAAUAGGUGUGGCUGGAGACAGUGCUGGUGGGAAUCUGGCUGCUGCAGUGGCUCAGCAGCUCAGUGAGGAUCCAAAGGUCAAGAUCAAGCUCAAGACCCAGUCUUUAAUAUAUCCUGCCCUUCAGAAUCUUGAUAUGGAUCUCCCAUCAUAUCGUGAAAACUCACAUUUUCCAAUUCUACCAAAAUCACUCGCAGCCAGAUACUGGAGCGAAUAUUUUACCGCAGACAGAUCACUUGAGAAGGCCUUGCUCCUUAAUCAACAUGUAACAGCAGAAUCAAGUCACCUGUUUAAAUUCGUUAAUUGGAGUUCCUUGCUCCCAGAGAAGUUCAAGAGAGGCCAUGUCUACAAUGCUCCUUCCUUUGGUAGUUCUGACCUGACCCCAAAAUACCCAGGGUUGUUAGAUGUGAGGGCAGCACCGCUGCUGGCUGAUGACACCCAGUUGAGUGCCUUACCCACGACCCAUGUCAUGACCUGUCAGUACGAUGUCCUGAGAGAUGACGGAGUCAUGUACGUCACCCGACUCCGGAAAGCUGGCGUUCAGGUGACUCACACUCACGUUGAGGAUGGAUUCCACAGAGCCAUUUUAUUUCUGGAUUUGAAAAUUAGUUACAGGAUGAUUACUCACUAUGUUGACUGGCUAAUGAUAACUCUAUAGUAACAGUCAAAGCAGCGGCUUAUUAAAAUAUGCAAUUAAUGCAACAGGAAUAUGU